Messenger RNA from Echinococcus granulosus, 4296 nucleotides. RefSeq names its product WD repeat-containing protein. The record is from RefSeq and is a predicted model, not a curated record. Gene Ontology annotation, cellular component: intraciliary transport particle A; cilium. Lineage: Eukaryota; Metazoa; Platyhelminthes; Cestoda; Cyclophyllidea; Taeniidae. The transcript has 25 exons. Gene Ontology annotation, biological process: cilium assembly; intraciliary retrograde transport. Gene Ontology annotation, molecular function: protein binding. The coding region runs from base 1 to 4296 and encodes 1431 amino acids.
AUGGCACCUAUGUGGGAAAGUGAUGCACCCUCCAAUUUCCCCAAUGCCGAAUGGGAUCCUGGUAGAUGGAUAGACGACGAGCAGCACGGAGAUGAGAGCUCUAUUGAUGGUGAUCUUAUCAAACAAGUAAAGCUUGGAGGUUUGCCAAAAGAUGUGAGUUUUGCCCAUACAUCGCUGUCAAAAUUUGGACAAAGUGAAGAUAAUGCGAUUAGCUGUAUCGUUAAUCAGAAUCAGCUACUUAUUUGGAAUUUUCAUGAAGAUACACAACCAGUCUCCUACACUUUCGAUGAUUCGCACGGUAAUGCAGUGGCGCACGCGUGGCAAGAUACGGAAAACAUCAUUGUCGGAUUUUCUGAGGGCAGUCUUGCGCUUAUUUCCAUGGCAGGACCAGGCACAGGAAAGGAACUCCUUAGGAUUCGGGAGUAUGGUGAAGGCUUACUCGCACUCGCUGUCUCAACCAAACUUCAGCUGCUUGCCACCGCCAGUGAUGAAUGUAUUAAGGUUCACGAAUCGAGCAAUGUGAAUGAAGUGAUUGCGAUAAUAGAAGUAAAUGACGCGGAUCCGGAGAAAGACUCACAUUCGUCAACAAGAGCCUUUCCACGGAAUCUUUUUUCUUGCUCUCUGGAAUGGUCAGAUGAUGGACAGUUAAUGGGCAUCGUCUCACCUAGGAACGUUCUCCAUGUUUUCAUAAGUCGGCUGCCUUUAAUGAGUAGUGUUUCAUCUGCAGGAAUCGUGGCCAGGUUCACGUCUCUUCUUGAGAUCACUUUGGAGUCAUUAUGCGGUGAUAUGAAGACUAAUCAGUUGACUUCUCGUGCCGUUCCCGUACGUAUAGAACCCACCUUUAUGGGAAUCGGUCCUAACCAUUUAGCUGUUGGUUUAGACAACAGUGCCUAUUUCUACAACAUAUCAAGUACAGAAGGUGUCCGGGUUGUCAGCGAACGCACCUACCCAGAGACAGUGCGUACAAUCAAACUGAAUGGCAGUUACGCGGCUGCAGGCACCGUCACGGGUCGUGUUAUUUUUCACAUGAUUGAAUUUGAUAGCUUUAAUGCAAAAGUGCUAACGCUAGUCGAAAAUGAAGGUGGACAUUGCCAAGUUUACAAUCAAGGCAAGUUGGAAGCCCAGGACCUGCCUGAUUUGGUGCAUUCUUAUACAUUGCGGGAGAAGACUUUUCCGCAAAGUGACGGACGAGUAAUUGAUUUUGAUCUUUCGGACAGUUUGCUAAGCUAUUCGACCGAUUCUAGAAAAUUAUACCAAUUUCAUAUUGGUGAAUGGGCUAUUGUCAAUACGUACGAACAUUACUGUCCAAUAACUUCACUAGCCUCUACAAAGUCUGGAUGCGUACUUGCCUUCAUCGACACGCAACAUAAUGCGUACAUUUUCAACUCGGUUUCCUCAACCCUUGUAGAAGUUCCUAACUCUCCUGUCGGAAUGAGUCGCAUUCUAUGGAAUUUCGAUGAUUGCGAGAAUCCCCUGCUGAUGGCUGUUUCAAAUGAUUUUCUCAUAAUCUACCGAUAUUUCGUUGCGAGUAUCUUGCUUUCUGAAGACGAAUGUGCUAAGCAGGGCCGCGAAGUGUCGCUUUUCGGUGCAACGCUGGAUUUUAGUCGGUCAUUUGAAGGAACUACUGGAAAUAUGAAUUUGCUAGCGUCUGAGAAAAAGACUCCACAGAUUGCAUCUCCACAAAGGCACAUUCUGUCAUCUCGAAGAGCCGCGUAUGGACAAUGUCGCUUACUUGACCGUAUGCGCCUACCUCCAAACCACACGCCUCUUGGCUUUUUCGCAGAGGACGUUUGUUUCCUUACCCAAAGUGGUAGUUUAGCUCAUGCCACUCUCCCCAGUCACACAUUCAGAAAUUACACGAAACCGUAUGCCAAAAACCGUGGAGCAGGACCUGAUGUCGGUUUAGAGAAUACGUCAGAUGCGCGCGGCACUAAGCAGACCUCUUACAUAAAACUGGAGAAGAUUCAGGACGAGAAAAGUAAACAUCUGGACAACAGUCUUAUUUCACACUUUGAGAAGGCCCUAAACGCCGGUGCUUUCGAAGAUGCUCUGAUACUCGCCGACUUAAUUCAGCUGCCGUUGCGAUGGCAUCAACUUGCUAGGGCUUGCAUCAUUUGCCUCGAGUUUGAUCUCGCUAUCCAGGCUUUUCGUAGGCUAAAUGACUGUGGCUCAGUACUUGUAAUCCAAAGGCUAAUGAAUAUUGAAGAGAAGCAAUUAUUGUACGGCCAUGUUUGCAUGUUUCUUGGCGAAUUCAACCAUGCACAGGAGUUCUUCCUUGCCUCUUCCAAGCCCGAGGCGGCAUUGGAGAUGCGUCGUGAUCUACUGCACUGGGAUGCUGCUCUGCAGUUGGCUCGGAGUCUGCAGCCCCAUGAGGUUCCCUUUAUCAGUCGAGAAUAUGCUUUCGAGCUUGAAUGCGUCGGAGACUAUGUAAAUGCCCUGAUGCACUAUGAACGAGCCCUGGAACGUCCAGCGACUAGUGACAAACAUACAGACCACAGUGUUUUCGAGACAGAAGCCACAACUAUACUCAAUGGUGGCUGUGACGGUUUUGGUGACUGCGAAUUCGACGAGUGGGAUGAGCACGUAGACACUUGUAGUGCAGGAGUCAUCAGAAAUACCAUCCGUCUUGGCGACCAUAAGCGAGGCUUAUCCAUGGUACUGAAAAGCCCCAGCCUAGCUCUAAAAAAGGAAUGCGCGUCAAUUCUGGAGCAAGCACGGCAAUGGUCAGAAGCUGCAGCUCUCCAUGAGGCCGUUGGACAGAUGGAUGCUGCGAUUGCAGUCUACCUCAAGUCGAAAAACUACAAGAAGGCAGGUGAACUACUGUGCACAACGAAGGCCUCUUGUCAGUUGUAUCUGGAGUACGCCAAGGCGAGAGAAUCAAGUGGUGCGUAUGCAGAGGCUAUUUCCGCCUACGAAAGUGCUAAGGACUGGGAAUCAGUUGUGCGAUUAACUCUGGACAAGAUGAACAACCCCACCGCAGCAGUGAAAGUAGUUAGAGAGAAGAAGAGUGUAGGGGCAGCCAAGACGGUGGCUCAGUACUUCACAAAGGUGGGCGACUUCGCGUCUGCCAUUCAGGUCCUUGUGCUUUCAAAAUGCCACGAUGCUGCAUACGAGCUUGCUUUGAAGCAUCGCAAAAUGGACGUUUACGCCAAUGUGAUAGGGAGGGGCGGUUCACCCGACAAAUACAAAAGCAUCGCCGUCCACUUUGAGUGUGAAAGGAAUUCUCUACUGGCCGGGAAAUUCUUUCUAUACGCCAAACAAUAUGUAAAAGCAGUUCGCCACUUGCUUCAAGUACCUUACUCGGACACAUCGUCGGCACUGGAUCUGGCUAUAGAGGCCGUGGGCGAGGCGAGAGACAAGAAGUUAACUAACUUGGUAAUUACAUAUCUGAUGGGCGAAUCAGACGGCAUUGCGAAGGACCUGCGGCACCUCUUUCGCCUCUACAUGGCCCUCCACCAAUAUCGCGACGCCGCGCGCACUGCUGUGAUAAUCGCACGUGAGGAACAGUCAAACGGAAAAUAUCGCAACGCUCGUGAUCUCCUCUUCUCCAUGGUGCAGGAGCUGCGACAGCGACACAUCAAGGUCCCCGUUGAAAUGCUGGAUAACUUGGGCCUCCUUCACUCCUACAUUCUCGCCAAGUGUCAUGUCAAAUUUGGCAAUCACAUGAUGGCCGCCAGGCUGCUAAUUCGCAUUGCGCAAAAUAUCAGUAAAUUCCCGUCACAUAUUGUGCCGAUUCUGUCGAGCACCGUCAUUGAAUGUCAAAAAGUGAAUCUAAAACACACGGGUUUUACGUACGCCUCAAUGCUGCUGAGAACAGAGUACAGGGAAAAAAUAGAUUCGCGCUACCGUCGUCGAUUCGAGAGCAUCGUCCGCCACCCGGAGAAACUCUCGUCCGAAGAAGCGGAGGCACUCAGCGCCGCCACCCCUUGCCCCUUCUGCUCCGAUGCUGUGGCCGAGUACGAGCUUACCUGCGGCUCCUGUCGAACCCAUCUGCCCUACUGCACUCUCACGGGUAAACACGUCGUAAAAGAAGACGUAACUCUCUGCCCUAAUUGUGAUUUUCCAAUGACAUACACAACCUUAAUGUCUCACAUCGAGAACCAACCGGAUCUAGCUUGUCAGAUGUGCUCAGCACCACUCGUGAGAGAUGAAAUUCGUCGCCUUGCGGAUGCUGUGGGGGUUCUCCUCAGAUGGAAUUUGGGAUUAGGCGAGCCAGAGGCAGGUGCGCAGACGCCGACAACUGCAAGGGACGCCAGCAUCCAACAGAGCAACACCCUCGGCGAGACCUUUAGAUGA